Molecule: messenger RNA, 2969 nt
Organism: Olea europaea var. sylvestris
Lineage: Eukaryota; Viridiplantae; Streptophyta; Magnoliopsida; Lamiales; Oleaceae
Exons: 5
Coding region: 150-2723 (857 amino acids)
Molecular function (GO): protein binding
Source: RefSeq, a predicted model, not a curated record
UCACUCUCACCCAUACAGUCUCUCUCUCUAUUUAUCUCUCAAUAUUGAUCAAUCAGCAAUAAAACGAUACAUACACCCAUACAUAUUGAGAUAGAGAACAUAUAUAUACAUAGAAAUCAAUCAACUAGACCACCCUAGAAAACCUAUCAAUGAAACACCACCACCACCAAAACCUGCCGUCCGCCGCCGCUGAAGCCGCAGUGUCUUCCUGCGAUACCACCCCAAUGACGUCAUCAUUGACGAGUUCAUCAUUGCACCACCAAUCCCCUCCUCCUGAGAAGCCUUCCGUGGCGAUUGAUGAUCUGUCGAGGGAUGUUGCGUCCACCUCCGCCAUCGCCACGACGGCGUCUGCGGAGUCGGUGGUGGUGGAGGGGCGUGGGGACUAUUCUGCUGUUUGCAAGUGGACCAUCGCCAAUUUCCCGAGGAUCAAGUCGCGCGCCUUGUGGAGCAAGUACUUUGAGGUCGGCGGCUACGAUUGCCGUUUGUUAAUCUACCCCAAGGGUGACUCGCAGGCGCUGCCUGGAUAUCUUUCCAUUUACCUUCAAAUCAUGGACCCCCGCAACACCGCCUCUUCUAAGUGGGAUUGCUUCGCCAGCUACCGCCUUGCCAUUGACAAUCCCUCGGACCCCUCAAAGUCCGUGCACCGUGACAGUUGGCACCGAUUCUCUUCCAAGAAGAAGUCUCACGGCUGGUGCGAUUUUGCCUCCCUUAACUCCCUAUUAGACCCUAAGCUUGGCUUCCUGCAUUCCUCGAAUGAUUGCAUUGUCAUUACUGCAGAUAUCUUAAUCCUCCACGAGUCCUUUUCCUUUGCCCGUGAUAAUUGUGAUUUGCAGUCGAAUAUUGUCUCAAAUAUGGGAGGGAGUGGGGUUGUAGGGCCAGUUGUAGGGGAUGUUUUGAGUGGGAAGUUUACUUGGAAAGUGCAUAAUUUUAGUUUGUUUAAGGAGAUGAUAAAGACACAGAAAAUAAUGAGCCCUGUUUUCCCGGCUGGGGAGUGUAAUUUACGAAUUAGUGUUUAUCAGAGUAUUGUUAAUGGAGUGGAGUAUUUGUCCAUGUGUUUGGAGAGUAAAGAUACAGAGAAGAAUGCGAUGGCGUUGGAUAGGAGUUGCUGGUGUUUAUUUAGGAUGUCAGUGUUGAAUCAGAAGCCAGGUAAUGGGUCGAGUCAUGUGCACAGGGAUAGCUAUGGGCGGUUUGCCGCAGAUAAUAAGACCGGGGAUAACACGAGUUUGGGGUGGAAUGACUAUAUGAAGAUGAUCCUAAUUGAGAUGUUAUCUAUCCCUUGCCUUGCUGUUGAAGCCUCCCAAACUUUUGAGAGAGCUGUAGCACGUGGUGCUUUUGUUCCUCAGUCUGUAGCCAUGGUCUUGGAAAGACGCCUUACUCGGUAUUUGAAUUUGAAUACGCAAUAUAUUGCUGAAAGUUCUCAGCAACCAGAUCUAGUUGUAGAGGGAGAAGCCCUUGAACAACUAACGGCCCAACGAGAUGAUUUCACUGCGGUUCUUGGCCUUGCGGAGACAUUAGCACUCUCUAGGGACCUGUGUGUUAAAGGAUUUGUAAAGAUGCUGUACCCUAUGUUGUUCAAAUGGUAUGCUGAUGACUCUUACAGAUUUAGAAUGCUAAAGAGACUUGUCAAUCGUGCUACAAGUACUACAGAUACUACUCGUGAAAUAGACUUAGAUUUGGAGAUUUUGGUGAUCUUGGUGUGUGAGGAACAAGAAAUAGUUAGACCAGUCUUGAGCAUGAUGCGAGAGGUUGCUGAACUUGCAAAUGUUGAUCGGGCAGCACUUUGGCAUCAGUUAUGUGCCAAUGAAGAUGAGAUUCUUCACGUUCGUGAUGAAAAAAAAGCUGAAAGCGCUAGUAUGUCUAAAGAAAAAGCUAUUUUGUCUCAGAGGCUGAGCGAAUCAGAGGCUACAACUAGCCGCCUAAAGUCUGAGAUGAGGACUGAGGUGGAUCGUUUUGCUCGAGAAAGAAAGGAGCUUACAGAACAAAUACAAGAACUGGAGGCUCAACUUGAGUGGGUUCGUUCAGAACGAGAUGACGAAAUCACAAAGCUUAUCGCUGAGAAGAAAUUUUUUCAAGAUCGUUUACAUGAUGCAGAGACACAGCUAUCCCAAUUGAAGUCUAGAAAGCGUGAUGAAUUGAAGAGAGUAAUGAAGGAGAAAAAUGCUUUUGCUGAAAGGUUAAAGAGUUCUGAAGCAGCCCGGAAAAUAUUUGAUGAUGAAUUGAAACGAUAUGCCACAGAAAAUGUCACUCGAGAAGAGAUUCGGCAAUCACUCGAGGAUGAAGUACGUCGGCUGAAACAAACAGUUGGGCAGACUGAAGGAGAGAAGCGCGAGAAGGAGGAACAAGUUGCUCGAUGUGAGGCAUAUAUUGAUGCGAUGGAAUCCAAAUUGCAAGCCUGCGAGCAAUACAUCCAUCAUGUCGAGGCUCAGCUUCAGGAAGAAAUGUCACGACAUGCCCCUCUGUAUGGUGCUGGGUUGGAAACUUUAUCAAUGAAGGAGUUGGAGACAUUGUCACGCAUUCAUGAAGAAGGACUUCGACAGAUUCAUGCCAUCCAACACCAUAAAGGAAGUCCAGCUGGCAGUCCUCUUGUAAGUCCCCACAACCUUCCGAGCACGCAUGGGCUGUACCCUGCUGCUCCGCCUCCAGUAAUCCCUAAUGGAGUUGGGGUCCACAGCAAUGGGCAUGUAAAUGGUGCAGUUGGACCCUGGUUCAGUGGGCCUACUUAGCCGUAUGGCAAGAUACUACCUAUUAACAGCUCGGUAACAUUCCAAGAUAAAGGGCUCCUGUCUAUUCUUGAAUUUUAUUGCAUGUUGGCUGGUGGGACUGUUGGAAUGCUUAACGAGGUUUCUAGAUGCAUGGGUAAGGGUACGUAUUCUUAUGCUGUCCAAUAGAAGUAGAACUAACAGUUGCAAAUGCCAUACUUGAGUUCUUCCUCUCUUAAUUGAAAUUAUCUAGAAAGUUUUGUUUACUCA